CAGAUUGACACCACUUUCGAGACUUAUGACAAGUUUUUUAACUUGAACAUUGAUUUAAAGAGAAAAUAUACAAAGAAAACUGGAACGACAAAGAAUGGCUGGGAUGAGCUUGAAAGGGAAAGGUAUACCUACUUUAUUAUAUACCUGUACGGAAGAAAAUUCUUUCAACCUUUUACUAUACAAUAAGGAAUCCAAAAGGGACAGACCUCAUACACUGAUAGAGGUAAGACUGAAUUGUGUGGAUUCUCUUUGGAGACUAGACCUAUAGAACUAGCAAAUAACCCGAAAUCAAACAGGUGUCCGUACAUCUGAAGAUGCUCGAUUGCACUUAUUAAAUAUCUAUUUUAGAUAUUACUAAUUAAAAGCACGAUGAGAGAUUAUACUCACGAAACUCGUUUAGACGUUUUUAAGAACUCAUAUAAACGUUUCCGUGCGUUCUAGAUUGAACUGGAAUUUGGAAGUUUUGUUUUUUUGAGGAGAUGGGAAAACUGGUCAAUACCUGGAAAAAACCUUUCAGAGCAAGGGAGAGAACAAACAAAUAACAGAAUAUUGUGGGCACCUUUGUACAUUUGCUUUUUUAAUUAAAGUGCAUUUACUGUAAGGGAGUUUUUCAGUAGAGUGCGCGACGGUAAUAAAUAUGACGUCACCGAAACUUUGUGUCAAAUUGCAGCACCAAUUUAAAAAGACCUGGAGACCUCAAAGAAUCAUUUGACUUCAGCGUCCUGGAAGAUGAAAACUUUGUAAGUAAUUGUUGCAAUUUUAUUUCACAAUGACAUUUACAACAGCACGUUGGAAAUUCUGUGAGAAAUCGUUUAGGAACACUCGACUGGAACGGGUCCUCUGCUUUUUGCUGAAACAUAUCUAUAGUUGUGUGGUUCGAUUUUCUGGCGGAACUUUCCCCUGCAGUUAAUCAGAACGGCGGCGAAUUUCGUUUUGCAACUAAAACAAUCAGGCAUCAUAUGAAAUUGCUAGUAAAGGGGGGUUUGAUUUUCGAAUGAUUACAUAUAGGAUUUUGUACACAGACUCACAAGAUUAGGAAAACUUAACACGACUUCGGUUUUGAAACGCUUACAAAUAUGGUGGCAGAAGCCACCAAUUUUGCCUCAAAUGUCAUUUUAGUCAAAAGUUACCUCUUCAUGAAGUGAAAAAUACCGAAAUGAAAUUUGGCAAGGGUUGUCAAUUAAUUCUAUCUGGCUCUGAUCUGCCGUAAAGAAUAUUUAUCUAACGUUUAAUCAAUUGUCACUUCACAGACCUGGCCGAACGAGGAAGUGCCAAACUUUCAAAGCACUGUCCGAACCAUUUUUAAGUACAUGACAAGCCUUGGUUCAAGAAUGCUGUCUGUCAUAGCCGUUGGCCUUGAUCUGGUACGAUCGAUUUUAUUGUAUAUUUUUGUUCUUUUCUGCACGAUGAAAUGUAAUUCCAUUACUCUAAGUAAGAAGGAAAAUAAUCUUAUAGAUAGUGUUUAAGCCACGUGACUCUCUUAAGCCCCGUGCAAACGCACGUAACAUUGUUGGCCGAAUACUCCCACCAAUGUUGGAUGUUACACGUUGCGUCCGUUUACACACCCUAUUUGUUGCGUGUUGUUUGAAGUUGUUGCAAAGUUUGAAACCCGUCAAACGUUUAGCUACCGUUUCCAUGUGGUUUUAUGGUGUGUAAUGAGAUGUAAAUUUUACUAUGUUGAGAGUGCUGUGAAGUGAUAAACUCUGCAAAUAUCUUUAUGAUAAAAGUCAGAAUUUAAUUCAAGGGGGAGUACUUCAGAUUUGAAGUGACAGGGAUGAUCGAAGGAUUUUUUUGGGUUUGAAAUCUUCUAUUCCAGGAUUUUUUGUGGUAGGAAGAUUUGGCAAGUAUUCUUUUGGAUGGCUAGAUUUACGUAGGGGUUUUUUUGGCUAUUGAGAAUAAUCUGAAGAUUCGUGAUAGUGCCCGCAAAGUUCUGUGAUUAAAGCACAAAACUUGUUUUCCUCUCUGGAGAUUUUUAAGGCUCAGAAAUUUGGCAUGGCACUUUUUGUGGUUUUGUUGGAAGCCCUAGGAAUUUUGGGGGGUUUUGAUUUUUGGUCCCAUUCGCUCAUUAGACUGGUUUUCAUCCGAGAGUGGAAAGUAAUUUCACAGUUGCGUGGUUUUGUAGCUAUAAAAUGAUUGUAUGAGGCGGGAACUCACGCCUUUUUAUCAGCCAACCAUAAUUACAACCAAAAUUUCCUGGGACUCGACGUUAGGAAAAAAGUACAAUUUCCUCGCGCUUAUAAUAAUGGCCUGCUACACAAAUUUCCUUCGAAUUGUUUAUGGUUCAUUCUUAAAAGUUUGCUUGUUUUGUGAUUGGCGGUUACUUCAGACAGCUGUUUGUUUUUCCUCAAUGUAAUGUUAUUUUUCUUCGUAUACACAGUUUAAAAGGUACAAAACAUUCUUUUCUUUUAAUUUUGCUCUACCCAGGAUCCAAACACGUUUGCCUUUGCUUGGCAAAAGACGGGCACCUCCGAAGGUGGUUCUCAGUUAAGAUACAACUAUUAUCCAAUGAUAUCAGACCUUAGUAAAAUCAAGCCGGGUCAGAUUCGCUGUGGAGAACACACGGAUUAUGGUGGGAUUACAUUGCUGAUUCAAGAUGAUGUUGGUGGACUGGAGGUAAGAAAUCAAUUGACAAACCUAUUUCUGUAACUAUCUUUACAUUUAUUUAACACUUCUUGUGUCCGGAUCAUUUUAACGUUACUUCAAUAUUGCUGCCUCUUUUUUUAGGCCAAUAUAGACUAAUAACAUAUCAUGUAACGGUCGUUUGAUUCAGGUGACCAAUGUUGAUGGACAGUUUGUACCCGCCAAGCCUAUGAAAGGAGCAGUGUUGGUCAAUAUUGAUGACCUUAUGCAAAGAUGGACAUCAGAUCGAUACAAGUCUGUGGUGAGUUUAAACAAUAAAACUAACCUUAAUCCCUCCAUCAAAAAAUAUGCCACAAGCCAUGACUGGUUAAUAUACACGUUAUAAAAGUAAAUUUGAGUACCUAAUUUAUCCUACUAUGCAGCUUUAACAAUCUGAAUAUCCCCAGAAGCUCUGAUAUCCCUUUAUGCUAGUAGUAGUUUGUUCGGUCAUUUAUUAAAAUAACCGGAACCGAUUUGAGUUUUAGAAAACGUCGGAGACAAUUCUUCAGAUCUUUAGAAAGAUCUGAAGACACUCACUGAAAGUUAACUUCUAAGCUUCUGUUUCUUUUAUUUUGUGAAUUAUUAGUGCGUUUUAACGAUUUUUUUUCUUCCAUAAAACAGGUUCAUCGAGUGCUGAUUCCUGAGGAGGAAAUCAAGCGCAGAGUUCCUCGCCGAUCGUUGGUUUUGUUUCAUGACCCAGAUGAUGACACGAUGGUCACGUGUCUGGAUGGAUCUAACAAAUAUCCCCCAACCAGAGCGAGGGAUUGGAUCUAUCAUCAACUGCAUUCAACUUACAAAUAUUGA
This is a messenger RNA of Porites evermanni, 3423 nucleotides long. The record is from the annotation of a GenBank genome assembly. NCBI's taxonomy places the organism in Eukaryota, Metazoa, Cnidaria, Anthozoa, Scleractinia, Poritidae.